CCCGCCGCGGAGUGGGGGAGGGCGGCCCGUGUGUGUCUGUGUUGUUGUUCCGCGGCGGCGGCGGCGGCGAUAAGAUGGCUGCCCACGGGGGCUCCGCGGCGUCGUCGGCGCUCAAGGGGUUAAUCCAGCAGUUCACCGCUAUCACCGGUGCAAGUGAAAGUGUAGGAAAACAUAUGCUGGAAGCUUGCAACAAUAACCUAGAGAUGGCGGUCACUAUGUUUUUGGAUGGUGGAGGAAUUGCUGAGGAACCCAGUACCAGCUCAGCAAGUGUUUCUGCUGUCAGACCACACACAGAAGAAGAAGUUCGUGCCCCAAUUCCUCAAAAGCAAGAAAUAUUAGUGGAGCCAGAACCUUUGUUUGGUGCCCCUAAAAGACGAAGGCCUGCACGUUCGAUAUUUGAUGGUUUCCGAGAUUUUCAAACUGAAACUAUUAGGCAAGAACAGGAAUUAAGAAAUGGAGGAGCAAUAGACAAGAAACUAACAACCCUUGCAGAUCUGUUCCGGCCCCCAAUCGACUUGAUGCACAAAGGCAGCUUUGAAACAGCCAAAGAGUGUGGCCAGAUGCAGAAUAAGUGGCUGAUGAUAAACAUUCAGAAUGUACAAGACUUUGCCUGCCAGUGUCUCAACCGUGACGUGUGGAGCAAUGAAGCUGUGAAGAAUAUUAUCCGGGAACAUUUCAUUUUCUGGCAGGUUUAUCACGACAGCGAGGAAGGUCAGAGAUACAUACAGUUUUAUAAAUUAGGGGAUUUCCCCUAUGUUUCCAUCUUGGACCCACGGACAGGUCAGAAGCUUGUAGAGUGGCACCAAUUAGAUGUAUCGUCUUUCUUGGACCAAGUAACAGGGUUUCUGGGUGAACACGGACAACUGGAUGGACUUUCUAGCAGUCCCCCCAAAAAAUGUGCCAGAUCAGAGAGCCUCAUAGAUGCCAGUGAAGACAGCCAGCUGGAAGCUGCCAUCAGAGCCUCCUUGCAGGAAACACAUUUCGACUCAGCACAGGCAAAACAGGAUAGCCGCUCAGAUGAAGAAUCUGAAUCCGAACUUUUUUCUGGCAGUGAGGAAUUCAUUUCGGUUUGUGGCUCUGAUGAAGAAGAGGAGGUAGAGAAUCUUGCUAAGUCCAGAAAGUCUCCUCAUAAAGAUCUGGGGCAUAGAAAAGAGGAGAACAGAAGGCCACUGACUGAGCCCCCAGCCAGAACUGAGCCUGGCACAGCCACAAACCAUCAAGGAUUGCCAGCCAUGGAUCCUGAGGUCUUGGAGAUGUCACCUGAAAAGUCAGAUGGAAUAGUGGAGGGGAUAGAUGUAAAUGGACCAAAAGCACAGCUGAUGCUAAGGUACCCAGAUGGAAAAAGAGAGCAGAUCACUCUUCCAGAACAAGCUAAACUGCUGGCUUUGGUGAAGCACGUCCAGUCUAAAGGAUAUCCAAAUGAACGUUUUGAACUUCUUACCAACUUCCCCCGGAGGAAGCUCUCUCAUCUGGACUAUGACAUCACCUUACAAGAGGCAGGCCUCUGUCCUCAAGAGACUGUCUUUGUACAGGAAAGAAAUUAACACCAUGGCCUGACCUCUCUCAGCUUACCCCUUUUUCCCUUUUCCUGUGAGGUACCAUGUCACUAAGUAUGCAUUUUGGCUCAUAGGACUAUAGAGCCAGAGCUGAGCAAGCAAGUCACCUGCCUUUAUUUCUUUCUGUCACCUGUAAUUAGUCUCUUUCCUGCUUAUCUUUCUCUCUGUGAUUUUCUUCCUUUUCUCACUUUGUUUCUUUCUUACUAAAUGUGGUGACCAAAUGGAAGUGUAAUAAGAUAAAAGAUCUCUCCUAGUACUGGCAGCAGGAAAUUUGUGUUCUAAUAAGUAGUCUCUUGUGUGUGGCACCUCUUUGGGAUCUAGUGGUGUUAACCCUAGACUCUUUUGACCUAAAAUAACUAGAAUCAGAAUUAAAAACAACCCCCCUUUUUGUAAGCCCCCAAUUUUGGAGGGAAAAGAAAUUCUCUUAACAUGCUUCUUGUUCUUCAUGUAGGAAGAUCUCUUAAUGAGAUCUUUUGUUUGUGUGGGAAAAGCAUCCCUUAUACUAUUGCUCAUUUUAUUUAAAAUUUCCAUCAAGGGUUAAGAGUUAUUUCCAUGAUGUGUGUUAUUGGCAGAAUGAGUGCCCAGUGUAUUGUGUGUAGCACAGGCGGGGCUUUCAAUGUCCUAGCCCGAGACAGUUUUCUUUAUUAAUACUCUGUUAGUUAUAUUCCUUUUUCCAGUCCUAGGAUGAACCUGUAGUGAGCAUCUUGUGUCUGGGCUAGGAAGGUGCUUGCUGUUUUUACCUGCACAGCAGAUUGGUUCCUUUGUCUCCAUUGUCUGAGUCUGUAGUGUUCUGUAGGAAGGCAGGUGUUCAAUAAUCAUGUAGUACAAUGGCUUGUAAUUGUAACCACUAUGGUUAUUGGUUGUCCUAUGUGCUUAAGGCAUACUUAGGUAUGUACCAGGGUUGGGUGGGUGGGCAGGGAGUGGGAAAACCUGCAGCUGAGAGUUGCUAGCAAUGUUCUUUUGGUUAGAAAUAGUGAUUUCGUUUUUUACCCCCAAUUGGAAUAAUCUCUAAAAUGCUCUGGUAACUAAUUGACUUUAAGGCCUCGUGCUGUUUUAUUUUAGAAAAAUCAAAACUGAAAGUCUCUGAGAGGAACACCUUGAAACUCUGUUCAUAAGACAGCAGUUAGUAAGAGGGACAUUACCAGUAACCACCAAAUGUGAAUCUUUUUUUGCCAACAAGUCACAUUCAAAUUGUAUUUGGUGAAAGCUUUUUUCAGUAUUAUUUAGAAGAGGCCACCUGAGUCUGAGUGGUACUAUUGAUCAGCUUCACUAUGUGCUCAGUUCUUUCCUUGAGCUUUUAGGUAGAAUGCUCUAGCAGGGCAGUAGUGAUUUGAUGGAAAAAUCAAAACUUUAAACUGCUUAUAACACCAUUUCUAUAGAAUGACCUUGUCAAGUGGAGAUUUUGAUUGAAUCUUGAACUUGAGGAACAUACAUUGUAAUUGCUCAAAGACCUUUGGGUUCCUGUGUACUUGGAGAUUGCUUUAUUGGCAACUAGGGGAUUAAAAAGAUAAGCUAAAGAUAUGUGGUAUGUUGCUAGUAUGUAAUAAUAGAAUAUGGUUGUUAAUGGUUGAAUUUUGAGGGACCUCCCUAAAGAAUGGGUUAUGUAUCUCCUCAAGGAAAUCAUGAGAAAUUCUGUUAUUUUUCAGUGAGUCCUUUUGAAUUAAUGUUCUUACAUUUUUUUCUAAGUCUGUGUAAGUGCUUAUGUAUACGUAUAUAAUUGUAUGAAUAUUUAUAAAUAUAUUUAUAUAAUUACAAUUUCAUUUAUACUUUGAGUCAAAGUUCUCUCUUUAGAUUGGUGACUGAAUAAUACCACUUUGUUUUUCAUAGCGCUUGAGGCUUAGCCAACAGUUUGGAUUUAUUGAACAAGCAUGUUAACUCCUCAGUUGUAGCUCUGAACUUGAAUAGAAACGGCUGUCUGAGGAAUGGAGCUGUAUGCUCUGAAGCAUCACAGCCUAAAGCCUCCGGGAGCCACAGGGUAAAAGAAGGAGAGUCCUCAACUUUGCUGUGCUGGCACCAUCUCCACUCCAACACAGACCCAGCGAAAGCCCCAGUCAAUCAAGAGUUUUCCAUAGAGGACUCUGCUGCAUCCUCUUGUCCUGUUCUUUUAGGUUGUGUCUUGAGACCCUGAUACAGGAUUUCUGAAUGAGAGGGUGUAUGCAGUUCUUUUAUAUGCUCAGCACUGGCAAAUCCAUUUAUGAGAACCAAAUUAAGAUGCUGAGGAUGUAUGUGAGUUAAGAGACAGGGCGUUAUACAUUUAUCAAGCUUAGUCAGGAUGAUGAGCUAGCUGUAGGGAAUUUUACUUCAUUUUGACCAGGAGUGUGAUUAUCAGGGUUGGUCCAUGGGAGGAAGGGUUAUGGAUUAUACAUGAGGGAAAUAAACGGGAAUAUUGCCUUGCUCAAGUAUUUAAUCUAUUACAUUUGUUUUAGUUCUUCUGCAAGUUAUUUGUCUUUCAAGGGAAGGCUUUUAUUGGACAGUCAAAUGAGGUCUGUGAGGUUAGUUAAACAUAUUCCCUGUAGGUAGUAAAAACAGGUGAAAAGUAUUUAAAGUAAGGAGGAAAGGGACAGGAUAGGCUUGAGAGUGACAUAAAGAAAGGGAAUGAAGACUAGUGAGAAAAGUGAGAGGAGUACUGUUUGGACUUGAGAGACCAGUACCGGGUGAGGGAGAGCAUAUGCUGUGUGUACUGUGUAUGUUUCUUCCUUCAGUCUUCAUGCAGCCCCUACACAGUAUAUUCUGCUCAUUUAUAAAUGAGGAAGACAACUGGAAUUCAUACAGCUUGCUCAGUGUGUCAUUACUAGUAAGGGCCAAGUUAAAAUUAGAGCCGAGAGUCUGUUCUUUACCCUUGUGUGGUGUGGUGUGUUGUCCUACAUCAGUUGUAGUCCCUUUACUCUGAGGUCAUCUUAUUAUUAUUUGGCUUUGCAAACUAAGAAUUUUUGUUUCCUUAAAACUGGAAGGUGUAGUUGGGGUCAAGAUUAUAGGAUUUUUGCUCUCCCUAUAAAAUCCUAAUUAUGCCAUUUUUAACAGACAUUUGUCUAUUGCUUUUUGUUGUUGUUUUUUGUUUUUUUACGAGACAGGGUUUCUCUGUAUUGUUUUGGAGGCUGUCGGUCCAGCCUGGCCUCGAACUCACAGAGAUCCGCCUGUGUCUAUUACUUUUUAAAAUAAUUCAAUAAGGAAUUAUUUGCCAAGAAUAGAUGGAACCAUAGGAAAGAUAAAAAAAGAAGAAGCUACAGUUAUCUUUUCUCAUAGAUUAUCCAUGAUAGGCUAUUCAACAACCCUUUGUUCUUUAUACCUUUUUGUUUUAUCCUGUAUACAACUCUCUGUAUUAGCAUUCUGUUGAGUCUGAGUUGAAAGUCAGAAAUACUUUGAAAGCUAAGGUCUGAUUCUACUGUUUUAUCCAGUUAUGGAGUCAUGUAUAUACAUGCAUAACAGCAGGAAGGGGAAUGUUAACCCUUUCAGGGUUGAACUGUGGUUACAAUAGGAACUCAAGAGGGAAGGAUAGUAUAGGUCUAGUUAGGGGUGUUCUCACAGAGAAGAAAUAUGGAUGGUAGCAAGCACUGUGGCUCAUUCUUUCAGUCUGCCUCUUGAAAGUACCAAAUUUGGGGCAUUAAGUUUACCAGUAAGUUAAGACCUUUGCCCGAGUAAUAAAGAAUUUUGAACUCAAGUACUAAAAACUCUUUAAUUAGCAGGAAUCUCACUUGAACACUUAAGAAGAAUACCAAAGGGCGCCUGAAAAAUGAAGGCAAGAUUUCUCUCCCUGGGUACAAUACGUGGUGUUUGAUCCUGGGACAAAGAAGGCUGACUGAUGGGUUCAGUGCACUUGGGUAACAGCUUUGCUUCUAUCUUGGCAAGUUACUUUCUUCUGGCUUCCGAAUCUCUUAUUUGACAAACAGAAUCAGAGUAGAUUAAUAGUUCGCUGUCUUUUCAAGUCAAAGGACUUUAAGUGUUUUUAAUUUUGACAUGAGUGGGGAAGAAUACAGUUAACUACUAAUAGAAUCAACCUCGUGGAGGAAGUGUACACCUGGAAUCAGCCCUUACAGAAAAACUUUAUCCCCCCCCCCAAUGUUUUGUGUGUCUGGUCUCUCCCUUUAUUUUAUAUCAUUCUCAGACUAAUUCAAGUGUUACAAAGUACUUGUUAAUCGUUAAUCAGUUCCUUUUGCUUUUUUUCUGUGUCCAAGUAUCUUUUAUCCAAUGUGUCCUCACUGCCGUGACAGAAAUCCCUCAAAGCAGAGUACAAUAGUUACAGAUCUAGUGGUCUUUAAACAGCCAAUUAUUUUUUAAGAACUUAACGCUGUAAGCCUAAUGAGUUUUAAGGAUGACUUGAAAUGCAAUGAAUGCAGAGUGGGAUGUCCCCAAUACUGGAGCUGAAUUUCUGUGCUUUAAGCUAAGUACUGGCUAUGCAGUUGUGAAGUUGAUUUACUGAAAUUCACACUUGAUUUGGGCAGAUGUGACCUUUUCAAAGUUUCCAUUAAGCUGAAUGCUUAAAAAUAGUUCUUGUCCCAUAGAGUAGAUCUUUAUGGUGUCAUACCUUUUAGAGAUCUUUCAUUUACUUACUUAAUAGUAAAUUACAGUGUACAAAUUUAUGAGUAAUCUCUUGUAUAAAACUAAAACUUGAAAAGUAAUGAGUGUAGGAAGAACCAGCCUCUCAGACUCAAGCUUUGCAGCAGCUUAAGCCUUAAUGAGUAGACUUCUUAUGGCAGUCACUCGACCACCUAAUUUACUCCCUGAGUUACAUAUCCUAAAGGCCCUGAACAUUGAGCUUUGUUGGUUUGCCUUACUUAAUUUCAGUUGUUUACUGUGAAACUUAGAUUCCCUAGUUCACAUUUUAGAAUGGUGCAGGAAUGUUCUUUAGAACUCAAAAUAACCAAAGAGUGCCAUUCUAAUAUAGUGAUUUCUCCUGUAACACAGAGAUUUAGUAUUUCAGAGGUGGUUAUUUGGGCUUUAGACUCACCUUUGUGUUAGUCCUGGUGAUGAGACAGCUUAGAAUUAAGAGGUAUUGGUUUGUUGAUUUUUUUUUUCUUUAAAGAGCAGAGAUUAUUAUGUCCUUAGUUAGUUUCUCCCUUAAAGAACCUGGAUGCCUAGGUUGUUGGAUAUGAUGAAACCCUGAGGUGAAACAGCCUUUAAUCUUUAUUCUCCAUUCUCUUUUUUUUUUUUUUUUUUUUUUUGUCUGUUUUGUUUGUUUUCGAACACUUAAUGUAGGUCAGGAGAGCCUCUUUUUUUUUUUUUCUUUUUUUUUUUUUUUUUUUUUUUUUUUUUUUUCUUGAGACGAAGUCUCUGUCCUGACCUCUUAAGUGACUGUAGUUGAACAUGACCUUGAACCUCUGGGUCCUCCUUGGAUUACAGUGAGCCACCAUCCCUGUCUCCAUUCUUUUUCUAAUUUUCUCCAAAAAUUGUCAUAGUUAAUAUACUUGGCUGUGUUUUUAAAAUUAUAUUUCUAAGCUUUAGUAUAUACUUCUUAUUUUUAAUAAAUUAAUAUAGAAGGGAAUAUUUUGAGGCAAACAUCCUUUUUACAGCUCAUUUCCUUCCUAAGGAGAAUUCUCAUUCCAAGUAAGAGAAUGACUGGCUCUGUGAUAAACCCCCAAGGCAGUUAGUUUGUUUAUAGAUUUUUGGUUGCCCUACUUAAAUCUCACCAUUCUUGUAAACAUUUUGUUUUUUAAAGACACAACUGCUGAACCAGCACUUAGUUUAAAGCACACUCAGUAGCCCAGACUGGUCUGGAACGUAUUAGCCUAGGUUGGCCUUGAGCUGUUCUGGGAUCAUAGGUGCAAGCCACUACACUUGGCUUAACCUGAUUAAUUUUGACUAUGUUUUUAAGAUGGCCUUUAUACCAUAUAAUCCCAAAAUAAACUUGGGUUAUCCAAAUGGACUUGAUUAAACAUAGUGAAGAAGUUUGCAAAAACUUGCUCAUGGGGCUGGAGGGAUGAGCAGUUGUUCUCAUAGAAAUCCUGGGUUCGUGUCUCAGCAACCACAUAAAAGUUCACAACUGUCUAUAGCUCCAGUUCUAGAGGAUCCAACUUGUCUGAGUCUGAGGCCACUAGGCAUGCGCAGGAGGCUGAGACAGGAGGAUUGCUAGUUCCAGUCAACCUAAAGUUAUAUACCAAGAUCUUGACUCAAAAAUAAAAUUUUUCUUGCCUCGUCCUUUUUGGAUAUAUCAGUAGUUUGCUUUGGCAUGUGUUUGUAUAUCACAGUGCUUUUCUAGCCCCAAUUAAAUAUCAUCAUUCUUUCAAGAGUUAUAAUUAAAGCUACCAUAGUACCAUAUACAAGUGUCUGUAUGAACACAUCUCAUUGCCCUGGGGGAAAAUAGUGAGAUAUAGAAAUACUCGUUUAUAUAGUGAGUCUAUGUUUGAUUUUAUAAACCAGAAAACCAUGGGUCUGGACAGAUGGCUCAGCAGUUGAGGGUCUGGACAGAUGGCUCAGCAGUUGAGAGUCCGUGCUGCCCUUGCAGAGGAACUGGGUUUAUUUCCCUAUACCCACAUGGUAGGCCACAACCAUCCAUAACUUUGGUCCCAGGGGAUCUGAUGCCCUCUUCUGACUAGGCAUGCAUGUGGUACAUAGAUACACAUGCAGGCAAAACAGUUGUACACACAAAAUAAAUUUUAAAAAUUGUUUUAAAGAUCUGCUCACAUAAUUAGAGAUGUGAAUACCAAUGAUAGUAUUUUGCCUAAGAACAAUCAUAAGUAUGGGAAGUUACAUUAUUGCACUUAAUUCUUUGGCAGUUAUCAACAGACUUUUAUUGUGUAAUGGUCCUUCAUCUAACAAUUAAAUUGCUCUAAGAUUUUAAAUGCCUUAUAAGGUCACUUAGGUUUUCCAAUGGGAAGAAGAGGAGUCAAGCUAAACUGGCACAAUAGGUAAUGCCUAAUCACCUGUCUCCACCAGAAAGGAAGCUGUGGGCUGGUGUGUAUUCAGGACCCUGGGUUCAGUGUCCAGCAUUACCAAGAAGAGCAGUUCUUAAUCUAGGAUACCCAUAGUCACUUAUUAAUCAUUAAAAUUGUGGACUAUUUUAAGUGAGAUAAGUUCUGACCUGAAAUUGGUUUUUCCCUUUCUCAAAAUCCUUUGUUUUUACUUGUAUUCAUGGACUCAUGUGAGAAUUUUAACUGAUAGGGAACCAUUCAUUCUGUAUCAAGAUAGCUGAUGUUACAGUGUGUGUUCCUAAGAUGAAUUUCAAGCUAAUGACAUUAGAAUAUUUAUAUUCGGUUUGAUACCUUGUUUUCAACAAAUUGAGCUUUAUAGUGUGCUUUUCUCGCAGCUGCUGAGUUUUGUUGUUGUUGUUUUUGUUUUAUGUUUUGAUUUUUCAAGACAGGGUUUCUCUGCGUAGCUCUGUAGACCUGGCUGGCCUAAAACUCACAGAGAUCUGCCUGCCUCUGCCUCCCGAGUGCUGGGCACCCCUGCCCAGCUGCUUUGUUAUUAACAAUGGAAAAUAUCAAUAAAUUAUAAGUGAUAUGAUUCAAAA
This is a messenger RNA of Mesocricetus auratus (golden hamster), 9000 nucleotides long. RefSeq names its product UBX domain protein 7 (gene Ubxn7). Gene Ontology annotation, molecular function: ubiquitin binding. The coding region runs from base 75 to 1544 and encodes 489 amino acids. The record is from RefSeq and is a predicted model, not a curated record. The transcript has 11 exons. Gene Ontology annotation, cellular component: nucleus. Gene Ontology annotation, biological process: proteasome-mediated ubiquitin-dependent protein catabolic process. Lineage: Eukaryota; Metazoa; Chordata; Mammalia; Rodentia; Cricetidae.